Molecule: messenger RNA, 889 nt
Organism: Suillus clintonianus
Lineage: Eukaryota; Fungi; Basidiomycota; Agaricomycetes; Boletales; Suillaceae
Exons: 9
Coding region: 1-804 (267 amino acids)
Molecular function (GO): oxidoreductase activity
Source: RefSeq, a predicted model, not a curated record
AUGUCUAUCCCAAAAGGCAUCGCAUUGAUAACUGGGUCUGCGCAGGGAAUAGGCCGUGGCAUCGCCCUGCGGCUUGCACGGGAUGGUUUCGACGUCGCUCUCAACGACUUACCCAACAAGGAUGCUAAGUUGGAUUUGGUAGCGACUGAAAUUAAAAGUUUAGGGAGACGAGUCUGCGUCAUUCCCGCUGACGUGAGGGUCGACAGAGAAGUCAAAGAGAUGGUCGACAAUGCUGUUACCAAGCUUGGUGGAUUGGACGUCAUGGUUGCUAAUGCCGGAGUACUGACGUUUGCCUCGCUUCUAUCAACAACUGUUGAGACAUGGGACCGGAUUUUCUCAGUAAACGCCCGUGGAACUUUUCUGUGCUACAAGUAUGCUGCCAUGCAGAUGAUUGAACAGGGUCGUGGUGGUCGAAUCAUUGGUGCGAGCUCGCUCGGGGGCAAAAUCGGCUUUCCCUACAAUUCCUCGUAUGGAGCGAGCAAAUUUGCAAUUCGAGGGCUUACUCAAGUUGCAGCUCUUGAGCUUGGCCAACAUGGUAUUACUGUAAAUGCAUAUGCUCCUGGCGGGAUAGAGACUCCAAUGGCCGAGAGUAUGAUGGAUGAGUCUGGGAACGUGGAUUUGGCAAAAAUUUUCGACGAUCCUGUCUCAAGGAAGUGGGUGGUAGCGUUACUUGAGAAUGUUCCUAUCAAGCACGCGGGACAGCCCGAAGAUAUAGCUAGCAUUGUAAGCUACCUCGCAUCGAAGGAAGCGCACUUCAUUACCGGUCAAUGUAUUUCUGUCGAUGGAGGAAUCAGCAUGAACUGAGAAGGCCAAGUAAAUGAUUAUGUUCUUACUUCUCGCAGAUCCUAUGAUGUGAUUACAAUAUUAACUCCAGUAUUUCCCUCCGCUU